UUGUUGUCUAUUCAAGAACUUAUUCUUACCGGUGUUUUUUUUUUCUUUACAGAUGGAAGCUGUCUGGAGCAAUCAACGGGACUAAUGAAGCAAUCCGCAGCCGGGAUAUUGGACUAGCAGCCUCUCGAUCCGCUUCCAAACGCAAUAAAACAACACACCCUUGCCAUUUCAAACCAAACGUCAAGCGCAAGCGAAAUUAACCUUUAUCGCACAAACAAAAAGAAAACAAAAUCGCAACCACGUCUCCCGAUGGCUAUGCUCGGAGCGGAGCUAAACAGAGCGACAUGUCAAUUAACACUCGUUUCAACCCGUAAUCAAAUCCGCCACAAACGUAAAAUACUUCACGACUUCCUUACUUGACUCAGCCAAGAUUAUUUCCAAUUGAAAGCGGAAUAAUAAAGCCGAUAAAUCAAAACCAAUGUAUGGUAAAGUCAAGAAAGCAAUCGUCCUCCGAGCCAGGGACUCGUAUGGCGACUCAAAGACGUAACUCCCAUGGUCCACUGCCUAGCUUUAUUGCUUUACCUUCGUGUCUUUUCAUACUAGCGUCUUUAGUGCCGGCAGGCGUGGCAUUCGCCGCGGUAGACUUCAACGACUCUGCUCUCAACGCAGACUUAAACAUCAUUAGCCCGAACUCCACUUUUAAUUGGACGCUUUUCGAUGACAAUUCAACUGUAACCAAAACUCUUCAAGACAACAUCAAGCACACGAAGUAUUCCACGCCAGUCACGAUUCUUAUGGUCUCUAUUUUUAUGAUAGUCAUCUUUGGCACGAUCGUCGGCAACAUUCUAGUUUGCGUUGCGGUUUGUUUGGUGAGGAAACUUCGAAGACCGAGCAAUUACUUGAUAGUAUCGCUGGCGGUGAGCGACUUGUGCGUGGCUAUAAUGGUCAUGCCUGUCGCGAUGGUUUACGAUAUACUCGGCACAUGGCCGUUCGGUCCAGUCGUUUGCGACUUCUGGGUAUCCAGUGAUGUACUAUCCUGCGCAGCGAGUAUUCUCAACCUAUGUAUGAUAUCCGUAGACCGGUAUUAUGCAAUAACGAAACCUCUAGAAUACGGUGUAAAACGAACACCAAGAAGAAUGCUGUUCUGUGUUUUUAUAGUCUGGAUGGGAGCUGCGUUCAUAUCGCUCCCGCCCGUUUUAAUACUUGGCAAUGAGAAGACUGAUACAUCAUGCUCUGUGUCACAGAACCAGGGAUACCAGAUAUAUGCGACGUUUGGUUCCUUUUAUUUGCCAUUGUCCGUGAUGGUGGUCGUCUACUACAAGAUAUUUAGUGCGGCGAGGAAAAUCGUAAAAGACGAGAAGCGCGCUCAGUCGCAUCUGGAGUCGCAUUGCUAUCUAGAAAUCAAUGUGAAGAAUGGUGGCGCCGCUGAAGCGAAGUUGUUGGGUAGUCAGCCAGUCCCUCCGGCGGCCAGAGGUUCGACGGCCAGCACAAACACUACAUGUAGCGUAGACAAAACAGAAAGCAGCAUAGGGCGGUGUUUUAGCGGGCAACGCAAGUCCAAUGAAUCCCAGUGUCCUAUGCUUCAGCACCCUAAAACUCCAACGAGGCCUAUUCACACCAUCAACAGAUCGAGUCAGAUGGUUCACACACCUGAAAUAAAGCUACCAAUCAGGGACAACAGGCGAAGGCCAUCUUUAGAGAAUAAGUCAGCUUCGAACCGGAUUCGCUCUUCGCUAUCGACGUUUGCUCAAAAGAGUCAUAUAGCUAAAGACCUAUUGCAUUCAUCUCAGUCGCCGCAUCAAAAGAAAUUACGGUUCCAACUGGCUAAGGAGCGGAAAGCGUCCACAACUCUCGGAAUAAUUAUGUCAGCAUUUGUUAUUUGCUGGCUGCCUUUCUUUGUGCUAGCUCUUAUAAGACCUUUUGUCGAGGAAGGCACAAUACCCGACGCGGUGAGCGGACUCUUCUUAUGGCUAGGUUAUAUAAACAGUUUGCUUAAUCCUAUAAUUUACGCGACGCUGAACCGUGAUUUUAGGAAACCGUUCCAAGAGAUUCUGUUUUUCCGGUGUUCGAACUUGAAUCACAUGAUGAGGGAGGAGUUUUAUCAUAGUCAGUACGGGGACCCUGACCAUUAUUGCGUGAACACUACGAAGGUGCAGAACUACGAUGAAGGAGUGGAGAUCGUGUCGACAGCCGACCGCGAGGACACGCGAGCGUCGGAAAGCUUUCUAUGAUUGUCAAUGCCCGAGGUCGAUACAACAGACCUAGAUACUGUGAUCUAAUUAAGACUUUUAUGAUUAUAAACUAAGCCUAAAAAUAAGACAAGGUCUAACGUUUUGUUAUUUUGUUUUAAGACGGAA
Cydia amplana is the source of this 2297-nucleotide messenger RNA. Its product is annotated as 5-hydroxytryptamine receptor 1-like. The transcript is spliced from 2 exons. Bases 423 to 2171 code for a protein of 582 amino acids. Gene Ontology annotation, molecular function: G protein-coupled receptor activity. Gene Ontology annotation, biological process: adenylate cyclase-activating adrenergic receptor signaling pathway. Gene Ontology annotation, cellular component: plasma membrane. NCBI's taxonomy places the organism in Eukaryota, Metazoa, Arthropoda, Insecta, Lepidoptera, Tortricidae. The record is from RefSeq and is a predicted model, not a curated record.